This is a messenger RNA of Fusarium coffeatum, 1860 nucleotides long. RefSeq lists its product as uncharacterized. Lineage: Eukaryota; Fungi; Ascomycota; Sordariomycetes; Hypocreales; Nectriaceae. The coding region runs from base 1 to 1860 and encodes 619 amino acids. The record is from RefSeq and is a predicted model, not a curated record. The transcript has 2 exons. Gene Ontology annotation, molecular function: hydrolase activity, acting on ester bonds.
AUGUUGUUCCUACGAUCGUCAGGCUGGAUCAUUGCGUCCCUUCUAGCAGCUACAAAGCCUGUCGCGACAAAAGGUCUGGCCGAUAUCGACCAUGUUAUUCUGUUUAUGCAAGAGAACCGUGCAUUUGACCACUACUUCGGUACCAUGGCCGGAGUUCGCGGCUUCGCAGACCCCAAUAUGCAUAGCACCACCUGGAAGCAAAAGGUCACUCCACAGCAGAGCAAAGACACAGAUGCCAUCACGCCUUGGUACCUGAACUACCUUGGAGGCACAUGGCCAGAAGCCACUCAGUGCAUGAGCGCUGGUUCCAACGGCUGGGAUGCUAACCACGCUGCGUGGAACAACGGAGGAAAUGACCACUGGGCUAUGAAUAACACACCCUACAGCAUCGGCUACUACAAGCGUCAGGACCUUCCUGUCCAUUUUGCAUUGGCGGAGGAGUGGACUGUGGGCGAUAUGUAUCAGGAAUCCGUUAUUGCCUCCACGAAUCCCAAUCGCGUUAUGUGGAUCAGCGGAUCUAUCAAUGUGCCUGGUUCUCCCCAGGGGAAGGACGAGGGCGGUUAUCCAUAUAUCGACAAUAACGAGACGCCUGGCUGUGACAAGCAGGGUAUAAACUGCUACCCUCUCAAGUGGACCACAGCUGCAGAGAAAUAUGAGGCUGCCGGUGUGUCAUGGAGCGUAUACCAGGACGCGGACAACUUUGACGACAAUCCUUAUGCAUGGUUUGAGCAGUUUCAGACGUCCAAGAAAGGAUCCAAGUUGAAUGAAAAGGGUAUGAAGGGCCAGUCACUGGACGCUUUCUUUUCGCAAGCUGCGGCUGGAACACUCCCGGAAGUCUCGUACAUCGUCGGGCCUAUGCAACUAUCAGAGCAUCCUCCCUACUCACCGAACGAUGGCUCGUGGAUACAGAGAAAGGUUGCUGAGGCAGUCAUAAACUCACCCAAGUACUCCAAAUCCGUACUUAUCGUCUCAUACGACGAGACUGGUGGAUGGGCUGAUCAUGUUGACCCAUAUCACGCCCCUGAUGGAACGCCAGGCGAAUGGAUCGAUGACCCCUACGGAGAAGCAGGCCACACACCCAUCGGCCCAGGUUUCCGCGUGCCAUUCUACAUAAUCUCCCCCUUUACUCGAAAAGGCGGUGUCUACACCGAACACUGCGACCAUACAUCCCAGCUAUCCUUCAUCGAGAAGUGGCAAGCUGCCAAGGGUCGUGAUGUCAAGACGGAAGAGAUGGUCCCCUGGCGUCGGAAUAACAUGGCCGAUCUUACCAACGCUUUUGACUUUGACAAUCCCGACUACAGUAUUCCAGAUCUUCCUGAUGCACCUGAACCUCAUCGCAAUGGUAAGGGAGACUAUGAUGGUUCCUCGCAUUGUGCAAGUCUGUAUGGGAAUGGUCGACCGAAUGUUCCGUAUACUGAUGAGGCAGCGAAUAAUGAUACUGCGAGUUUGGCGGAGAAGGGGUUUAAACCUGUCCGCGGAUUGCUCACCGAGGGGCGGAACAUCGUAAUUGAAGCAUCUGGGCAAGCUGUCAGUGUUUCGUUAAGUGGCGAUGCUCUUACUCUUAGCAAAGCCACAAAGAACCACGAUGAUGUCCAGCAGGGUUGGAUCAUCCAAGCCGUAAAGAUUGGCGCCAAUGACUUUACUGUGUCAUCGAUAAAGAGCGGUUUGUAUAUCUGCACUGGUCUGAAGCUUUGCAAAGACUCCAAGUCCUCUAUUAUUUUCACGGUCGGAUUUGAACCGAGCAACGGACACUCAUUCAAGAACAAGAAGUCCGGGAGGUAUCUGGCUGGAGGUAAAGAAGGUCAACUGGGCUGGCAGAAGAGCGAAACGUUUUGGAAGGCUUUCAGUGUUACGUACUAA